This is a messenger RNA of Cynara cardunculus var. scolymus (artichoke), 1282 nucleotides long. RefSeq lists its product as uncharacterized. The record is from RefSeq and is a predicted model, not a curated record. Lineage: Eukaryota; Viridiplantae; Streptophyta; Magnoliopsida; Asterales; Asteraceae. Gene Ontology annotation, molecular function: electron transfer activity. Gene Ontology annotation, cellular component: plasma membrane. The transcript is spliced from 4 exons. Bases 49 to 1185 code for a protein of 378 amino acids.
ACAGAUAUACACACAUAAUCAGAAACAUAUUGUAGUUAAAAGAUAAAAAUGGCUACUAACAAGUGGAGUAUCAUCUUCCUCCUAGCAAUGGUAGCAUCUCUAGCUACUUCAGUUUCAGCCAAGGUGUUUAUUGUUGGUGACGACAAAGGUUGGACUCUCAACUUCGAUUAUCAAGCUUGGGCCAAUGGCAAAGAAUUCGUCGUUGGAGAUAAACUUGUUUUCAGAUAUCCGACUGGACAACACAAUGUGUUCCGAGUCAAUGGAACUGUUUUCCAACAGUGCAUGAUUCCUCCUGCUAUCGAAGCUCUGACCAGUGGAUAUGAUGUGAUAACUCUAGCAACCCCAGGAAGAAAAUGGUACAUCUGCGGAGUUGGAAAGCAUUGUGAGUUGGGUGGUAUGAAACUUUUCAUCAAUGUCCUCCCUCAAUCAAUGCCUCCAGUUCCUUCGGCUUCUCAUCCUCCUUCAGGCAAGGUGUUUGUGGUUGGAGAUGAUAAAGGCUGGACAUUGAACUUCGAUUACCAAGCUUGGGCCAGUGGCAAGGAAUUCGUUGUUGGAGAUAAACUUGUUUUCAAAUAUCCGGCUGGAAAACACAAUGUGUUCCGAGUCAAUGGAACUGUCUUCCAACAAUGCAUGAUUCCUCCUGCUAUUGAAGCUUUGACCAGUGGAUACGAUGUGAUAACCCUAGCAACCCCAGGAAGAAAAUGGUACAUCUGUGGWGUUGGAAAGCAYUGUGARUYGGGUGGUAUGAAGCUUUUCAUCAAUGUUCUCCCUCAAUCAAUGCCUCCAGUUCCUUCGGUUUCUCCUCCUCCUUCRGGCAAGGUGUUUGUGGUUGGAGAUGAUAAAGGCUGGACCUUGAACUUUGAUUACCAAGCUUGGGCCACCGGAAAGGAAUUCGUUGUGGGAGACAGACUUGUCUUCAGAUAUCCAAUGGGAAAACAUAAUGUUUUUAGAGUAGAUGGAACUUCCUUUCAGCAAUGUACCAUCCCUUCUGCUAAUGAAGCUCUAACCAGUGGAUAUGACGUGAUCACCCUAGCAACCCCAGGAAGGAAGUGGUAUAUUUGUGGUGUUGGAAAGCAUUGUGAGAUGGGCCUGAAGCUUUUCAUCAACGUAGUCCCUCAAUCAGCGUAUGCAUAUCCACCUCCUCCAUACCAUGGAAUGAGAAAACUUGCACCACCAAAAUUCUAGGCUUCAAAAUUGCCUUCAAUUCUCUUGCGCUGUUAACAGUGCUACGAUAUGAUUUCGUUACACUCUGGUGAUCAUUGUAAUAUUUAUCAUCAUAUAU